Messenger RNA from Lathyrus oleraceus (garden pea), 657 nucleotides. Its product is annotated as CBL-interacting serine/threonine-protein kinase 26. The transcript is spliced from 5 exons. The record is from RefSeq and is a predicted model, not a curated record. Gene Ontology annotation, biological process: signal transduction. Lineage: Eukaryota; Viridiplantae; Streptophyta; Magnoliopsida; Fabales; Fabaceae. Bases 125 to 496 code for a protein of 123 amino acids.
CUUUCAUUUUGUGACUUUCCUUAGUUUCUUGAUCCGCAGAUCUCGUCUGCUGAUUUUUCUUGCCCCCUAAGCUUUCUUUCAGUGCGAGGAAAUCAAUCACUCGAAUCCUACGACGCGAAUCACCAUGGCUAAUAUUUGGGAAGAUGAAUGGUUUAAGAAACACUAUACGCCUCUGGUUUUUGAAGAGAGUGUCAAAACCAACCUAGAAGCCGUCUUUAAAGAUUCAAAAGUACGUCGAAGAAUUUUAGAUACUGUUUUUGAAGAGAGUGGCGAAACCAACCUCGACGAUGUAGAAGCUGUCUCCAAAGAUUCAGAAGAGCAGCAUGUGACAGAAAAUAAAGACGAGCAUCUAACAUCGAUGAAUGCGUUUGAAUUGAUUGCCAUGUCGAGAGUACUCAACCUCGAAAACUUGUUUAAGGUGAGGCUUGCGAAUUCGAAAGCCAAAAGGAAAAGAAACCUUAAUUUGCCACAGAGAUGUUUCACAUGGUUGAAGUAAGGAAAGCAAAAGGAGUUACAUUGGUGUUUCACAAGUUCUAAAAAAAAAACUUUCAACAUGUUUGGAGGAUGUUGUGGGGAAAACAGAAGAUGAUAUGACAAAGCAAGAAGGAAAAUGAUAUUAAUGAUAUUGUUAAUAUCAUUAUCAAAGUGUAAUGUUUU